AAUAAUAAUAUAAUCAUAAUAAAAAUCCGGUAAACAAUUUUUAUCCAUAAUAUAGCAUGGAUAGCUAACAAGAGCUAAACUGGCUAACCAUGUUACUAGAAUUUGAGCGCAAAACUUUAAAGAGAAAGAAAAAACAAAUUAAAUUUACCAAAAUAAAUUACGCAAAACCUGAUACACGUACGUUUAGAAGUAAAAAAUAAAAAAAUAAAAAACAAGACAAUUGUCACUGCGGUGUGUAAAAAAAGCGCUCCGACUGCGCUACGCCCAGAUGUUUAUGCUUUUUGCAUAACGUGCAAAUUAAACGACGUCAUAGAAUCUUUCAGCCAAUGAGAGACGUACAAGGGGCGGGUCCUUAAAACAAAUAAGAAAUCACAAGCCAGGAUAUCGCUGGGAAGCUUGGAACGUAACAUAAAACUUAAUGAUGUACAGAUACGGCUAACACUGAGCUUGUCAUUUAGCCAAACUGGAUCUAAAUGAUAGCAAAAAAAGUUAGCCAAAAUGGCUAAAAUGCUGUUCUCAGUGAGUAAACAUACAGAUAAAUAAUAUCUAGACAAGAGUAGUUAAUUCGCUCAAAUACGCUUAUAUUCCUUGAUGUGUCACAUUAAUAUAUUUCCCCUAAAAGACAUGAUCACCCUCUUCUUCCAAAGUACACGUUUUUAGGAGCGUUAGUUGGAAACUGACGCUCCUGUGCGUAAAAAGCGCUCCAGUUGAUUUUCAUCCAGAUGUGUGUUUUUGUACACGGUGAGUACGGCGGCGUCACGGAGCCCACGGGCCAAUCAGAGGCGAGCAGGGGCGGGUCCGGGACGUGCGGACUGUUGUGGAUGUGGAAAAUGGACAAUUUAACGCACGGCGUUCAUCAUCAUCAUCACUAUCAUCAUCGUCCUCGCGCCGUGGAGGAGCAGAGUCCGCGUCCGCGUCCGGAACCUGAUGUGGUUGUUUUUAAAAUGUCCAGCAGUCGUGGAAUGAAGAGGACAUUCACCAUCUGAGAGGAGAAGCAGAAGGAGCGGAGAGAAGGAAGGAGGAAGGAGAGCGUGCAUGGUUACCGUCACCCGGAGGGGCUCUGCAGACGGCUGCCGUCGCGCCAAGCACCAUGAGGCGGCAAGCUCGGCCUGAGAGCAAGAAGAAGUCACGCUUCAUCAUUCUCGAGCAAGCAGAGCAGCAGAAGAGAUGCAAACAGCAGCAGCAAAGGCAGCCGCAGAGACGGAGUGAAAGACUCAUCUGAGAGCUUCAGCAUGGAGCCAAUGGGGAGAGCAGUGUGAAACUGAAAGAGCCGCAGAUUCCAAACAGCAGAGUGGCCCCGGCCCGUACUCUGAGGGAGUGAUGUCCUUGUUAACACACUGGCCUCUGUUAGAAGCUCCUUGUUAGAAGUCAAUAACCCGCCCCUGUGAGGCCGCAGCGCUGAGGGGCAGAGAGACUAAAAAGGGACGAUAGACAGGGGGGAAUAAAGAGGCCCUGAUGCAGGCCAGGAAGAAGUAUGUCCUGCUGGCCCUGUGUGCGUGCUGCUGGGUCCUCCUCUUCUACUGGGGCGGUGGAGUCCAGCUGCGGAUGCUGCGGCUGCUAACACGCCACCGCAGCGAGGUGGUAAGGCCCUGGCCCAAUUGGACCGACAAGGCCUUCCUGCCCCGCUACGCCCACCUGGACGAGCUCCAAACGGACCCUGGCACAGUGGAGUUGCCCCAUCAGCGACGGCAAACCUGGUCCACCAUUUAUAAGGACAGUCGCUGCCGCAUGGAGACCUGUUUUGACUUCUCCAGGUGUCGCCGAAGAGGACGGGAAGGAUUCAGGGUGUAUAUUUAUCCGUCGGAGAAAAAUGAUCACGUAUCAGAAAGCUACAAGAAGAUACUUACCUCUAUAGGAGAGUCUCGGUACUACACGCCAGACCCCAGGGAAGCAUGUAUAUUUGUUCUGGGGAUAGACACCUUAGAUCGGGACCAGUUAUCGGGACAAGUUGUCCACAAUGUGGACGAGCGUACGCGAGGUUACCCAUUGUGGAAUGACGGGCGGAACCACCUGAUAUUUAACUUGUACUCAGGCACUUGGCCAAACUACACAGAGGACCUGGGGUUCAACAUUGGACAGGCCAUGUUGGCCAAAGCCAGCCUCAAUACGGAACACUUCAGGCCAGGUUUUGACAUCUCUAUCCCGCUCUUCUCCAAGGACCACCCUCAGAAAGGCGGAGAGCGGGGUUGGCUGGUGAGAAACACCAUUCCUCCACGCAGGAAGUACCUGCUGAUGUUCAAAGGGAAGCGCUAUCUGACGGGCAUCGGCUCAGACACCAGGAACGCGCUGCAUCACAUCCACAAUGGGAAGGACAUCGUGUUGUUGACGACGUGUCGUCACGGGAAGGACUGGGAGAAGCACAAAGACUCCCGCUGCGACCACGACAACUUGGAAUACGAAAGGUUUGACUACCAAGAGCUCCUCCACAACUCCACCUUCUGUUUGGUGCCGAGAGGUCGGCGCCUCGGCUCCUUUCGCUUCCUGGAGUCUCUACAGGCGGCCUGCAUCCCAGUGUUGCUGAGUAACGGCUGGGAGCUGCCAUUCUCCGAAAUCAUACAGUGGAACCAGGCAGUCAUUGAAGGAGACGAACGGUUAUUGCUGCAGGUUCCAUCUACGGUGAGAGCAGUUGGUAACGAGAGAAUCCUGGCCCUCAGACAGAAGACACAGAUGUUAUGGGAAGCCUACUUCUCCUCUGUGGAUAAGAUCGUCCUCACCACGCUGGAGAUAAUCAAGGACCGCGUGUUUUCACACAUAUCGAGGAACAAAUACAUGUGGAACUCUCUGCCCGGAGGUCUGCUGGUUCUGCCCGAGUAUUCAACCCACCUGGCACAUUUCCCCUUCUACUACCUGGGAUUAGGGGUGAGUCCAGGUCAAGAGUUCACUGCUGUUAUACAUGCCGUUUCUCCACUGGUCUUCCAGUCUCAGCCAAUCAUGAAGCUGCUGCAGGUCAUCUCCAAGUCCAAGUACUGUUCACAGAUCAUCAUCCUGUGGAACAGUGAGAAGCCUCCUCCCAGUCGGAGCAAAUGGCCUCAAACGCCUGUUCCUCUAACUGUGACAGACGGCAAGAGGAAGACCACCAGUCGCUUCCUACCUCACGUUGCCAUAGAGACAGAGGCAGUGCUGAGUCUGGACGAGGACACGGUUCUGCUGACCAGUGAGGUGAACUUUGCCUUCCUGGUGUGGCGGAGUUUUCCGGAGCGAAUCGUGGGUUAUCCACCCAGGAGCCACUUCUGGGAUCCCCUCAAGCACGUUUGGGGCUACACCUCCAAAUGGACCAACGAGUACUCCAUCGUUCUGACAGGAGCUGCCUUCUAUCACAGGUACUACCACCAUCUGUUCUCCCACUACCUGCCCCAGUCUCUGCGCACCCUGGUGGAUCGAACCUCCAACUGCGAGGACAUCCUCAUGAACUUCCUGGUCUCUGCUGUGACCCACCUGCCACCCAUCAAAGUGGCUCAAAGGAAGCAGUACAAAGAGUUACCAAGCCCACAGGUAGGUGGCACUGCAUUCAAAUUUGGUCUGCUGCAAUAUCAGCACAAGACUGGACGGCUAACAAAUGUGGGUUUUAUUUGUUUCAAGGGUACUAAGAGCGUCCCCUGGGCCAACCCGGAGCACUUUAACCAGCGUCAGGAGUGCAUCAACACCUUUGCCAACUGGUUUGGCUACAUGCCGCUGGUCCACUCUCAAUUCCGGUUGGACCCUGUGCUUUUCAAAGACCAAGUAUCUGUCCUGCGGAAGAAAUACAAAGACCUGGAAAGGGCGUGAAAUCCGGUCGAGUUUUGUGGCCUGUUUUAGAAAGACAAGUGCUCCAAACGAUGGCCCUCAAGAAGACGUACCUCAAGAAAUGUCGAGAUGUGGGCUACGUGGUCUACAUCUUGGACGCGGUACAAUCAUCAGACAGACCCUGGUGGACUGUUCUGGACUAGGUUUAUUUAACGACAAAAAAAAGGAGGGGCCAAAUAAUUCUCCUAUUUCCAAGACAACCGAUCUUGGAAGAGCUCUUGAAUAGGUCUCUUAUCAGACAAUGUGUGAACAUGUGAACAAGUGCUACUGUGGUGACAGUAAAAGAAGGAAUUUGUCAGUUUUGUGCCUGAAGCACCAGAAGAGAAGUGUAUCUGUGCCAUGCACUCCAUCGGUGGAUGUGUCUCCCAGUUAUUGUGCAGGGACCAAGGCCAAGAAAGCAGAUGAUUUCGCACCAGAAUUCUAACUGUAAAAAUUGAAAUAAAAUUAAAAAGUAUUUGUAAAUGCAAA
Messenger RNA from Cynoglossus semilaevis (tongue sole), 4251 nucleotides. RefSeq names its product exostoses (multiple) 1c (gene ext1c). The record is from RefSeq and is a predicted model, not a curated record. The transcript is spliced from 11 exons. NCBI's taxonomy places the organism in Eukaryota, Metazoa, Chordata, Actinopteri, Pleuronectiformes, Cynoglossidae. Bases 1456 to 3765 code for a protein of 769 amino acids. Gene Ontology annotation, cellular component: membrane. Gene Ontology annotation, molecular function: glycosyltransferase activity.